GAAAACACCGCUGCCCUUCUCCCACCGUCGCCCGCCUUUCUCCUACCUCUGCACUGCUCCGCCCGCCGCAGCUCGGUUCCCAGCCGCGCCCCCGUCUGCCUCUCCCCGAUACGGAUCGACCUCUCCCUCACCCGAAUCGGCUUUCACGCUCCGUGGAUCGAGGUCCUGCGAGCUCCUCAAGCGCGGGGCUCUCGACGCCGCGGCCCAAAUCGGGCCUCUCCCUGACGGAGACGGCAAGAGGGAGGGGAGUCAAGGAGAGCGGACCAUGCUGGAUGCUUGAGAAUGGCGGCGCACAAAGCCAUGCCGCAGAGCGCCGCGGAGGCCGCGAUACGCUCCAUCGGCCUCGGCUUCGACGUCGUCAGUGACAUCCGGAUCAAGUACUGCAAGCGGCGCGGCUCGCCCGACCCGUGGCUCAUCGAGCUCGACCAUGGGGAGGUUCAGGAUAUCGUUCUUCCCGGCGGCGUUACCGUCGCCGGCGUCACCAAGUCGAUUAAGUGUGACAAGGGGGAGCGGAUGAGGUUCCGCUCCGAUGUCCUGUCGUUCCAGCAGAUGUCAGAGCAAUUCAACCAGGAGCUAUCUUUGUCUGGCAAAAUCCCAUCUGGCUUGUUCAAUACUAUGUUUGAAUUUACUGGCAGCUGGCAGAAAGACGCUGCUAAUACCAAGUCACUUGCAUUUGAUGGGUGGUUUGUCACACUAUACAGCGUAGCACUCUCAAAAGGGCAAAUUGAACUCCGGGAUCAUGUUAAACAGGCUGUUCCAUCAACCUGGGAACCUGCUGCCUUGGCAAGGUUCAUCAAAAAUUUUGGCACUCAUAUAGUUGUUGGUGUAAAGAUGGGAGGGAAAGAUGUAAUUUAUUUGAAACAACAGCAUUCAUCAAGCUUGCAAGCUGCUGAUGUUCAAAAACGAUUGAAGGAGAUGUCAGACACGAGAUUUCUUGAUGCAAAUGGGCAAUCUGACAUGAGUUUCAAGGACACGUAUGGGAAUAAUAAGAGUGAUACCAGAGAGCAACAACUGAGAUUUGUACAGUCUAGUCCACUGAAUUCUUACUCGUCAAAUGAGGAUCUGGUGAUGAUGCCUAAGCGAAGAGGUGGGAAGGAUAAAGAAUUUAUAUCUCAUAGCGAGUGGCUUAAUACUGUUCAAGCAGAGCCCGAUGUUAUCUCAAUGUCUUUUAUACCAAUCACGUCACUAUUGAAUGGAGUUCCUGGAAGUGGAUUUUUGAACCAUGCAAUUAAUCUGUAUCUUCGACAUAAACCCCCAAUCGAGGAAUUGCAUCAGUUUUUGGAGUUCCAGCUUCCAAGGCAGUGGGCACCUGUUUACGGUGAUCUUGCUUUAGGUCCUCAGAGGAAAAGGCAAAGCAGUACAUCUUUACCAGUAAAUAUAAUUGGUCCAAAGCUUUAUGUUUGUACCAACAUGGUUGAUGCGGGUAAAAGACCAGUUACUGGACUCCGGUUGUUUCUUGAAGGAAGGAAGAGCAACAAAUUAGCUAUACAUCUCCAGCAUCUCUGCUCUCUUCCCCAGAUUAUUCAGCUUGAAGACGACCCUUACAAUCACCAAACUCAAGAAUAUGACCGCAAAUACUACGAACCAAUUGGACCAUGGAAGCGUUUCUCUCAUGUCUGUACAGCACCAGUGGAGUCCGAUGAUUUGUCCAUUGUCACGGGGGCACAGUUAGAAGUGGUCAACCGUGGCUUCAAUAAAAUACUGUUCCUUCGCCUGCAUUUCUCCAAAGCCUGCAAUGUUGCUCUCGUCAAGCACUCGGAGUGGGACAAUUCUCCCAACCUGGCUCAGAAAUCAGGCCUUAUCUCAACACUAAUUAGCACACAUUUCUCCUCAGUGGCCCAAAAGCCCCCACCGCGUCCCGCAGAUGUGAACAUCAACUCAGCAGUUUUCCCUGGUGGCCCGCCUGUUCCUGUGCAGACCCCAAAGCUGCUCAAGUUUGUUGAUCCAACAGAGAUGAUGCGUGGGCCGCAGGACUCACCAGGCUAUUGGGUGGUUUCAGGUGCAAAGCUGAACCUUGAGAGAGGUAAGAUAUCAUUGCGGGUGAAAUACUCGUUGCUGACAGCUAUGAUGCCUGAUGAUGAGUUUACACUUGAGGAUGAUGAAUGCUAGCACCUGGGACAAAAGGAAACCUGUGUAGCUAACAUUGAGGAUACAGAUGAAGGAUCUAAGAUUUCCAUAGCAUUUGUGCAUUCGCUUGAAGUUUCAGCAGUAUACACUGUGGUUUUUAAACAUCAAAGCAUAAAUGAGUUCUCUGUCCUGAAUGGAGUGAGAAAAUUUGCUGUACCAUUUCUUUGUAGCGUGGCAUAUAGUUGUCAGUGUUAGAUGGUCGAUCAAAUUAUUGUAUAUAUGAGAUGGGUCAAGAAUUAUAUUGUUUUUUCUUUAUGUC
Setaria italica (foxtail millet) is the source of this 2386-nucleotide messenger RNA. RefSeq names its product MACPF domain-containing protein At4g24290. The record is from RefSeq and is a predicted model, not a curated record. Gene Ontology annotation, biological process: regulation of salicylic acid mediated signaling pathway; plant-type hypersensitive response. Gene Ontology annotation, cellular component: plasma membrane. The transcript has 7 exons. NCBI's taxonomy places the organism in Eukaryota, Viridiplantae, Streptophyta, Magnoliopsida, Poales, Poaceae. Bases 283 to 2109 code for a protein of 608 amino acids.